UUAAGAAAAAUAACAAUAGAAAACCACAUUAUUUGUAAAUGCCAUAGGCUAUAUUUUAUUCCCGUUUUUCUACGGGAAAACUGUGUGGCGCUUUCUAGUUGUAUUUUAAAUAAAUUUAUUUUGUUUAAGCGAAUGAACAGAAGAGCUUAAAAUGUAAACGGUUUGAUCAGUAUUAUCAAUAUAUGUUAAAUUUAUCAGUCAUUACUUUUUACAGGAAAUCUUGAAACGUUAUCAGCUACAGAAAUGAUUAUGGAGAGAAUAGCAUAUGAACUCAAUUUAGAUCCUAUCGCCGUACGAUUAAGAAACUUAGAUAAAAAAAACUAUAACGAUGUUGCAAAAAUGUUCGAUGCUCUUAAAAAUAACUCUGAUUAUGAAAAAAGAAGAUAUGCUGUUGAUAAAUUUAAUAAAGCAAACCGAUGGAGGAAGCGUGGCUUAAGAUUUACUUUCAUGAAAUGGUCAGCAACAGUUAGUUGUAUAAUGAACGUUAUAAUGUCAGUUUAUAUAGAUGGGUCAGUUGCAAUUACUCAUGGUGGAGUUGAAAUGGGUCAAGGAAUUAACACAAAAGCGAUACAAAUAUGUGCAUAUUUACUUAACAUACCGAUUGCAAAAAUCCAUACAAAAUCAUAUAAGACUUCAACAAACCCUAAUAACUCUUACACUGCAGCUAGUGUAACAUCUCAAAGUGUUGGUAUAGGGGUUCAAAGAUGCUGUGAAGAGUUGUUAAAAAGACUAGAACCUAUAAAAGCGCAAAUGAAAAACCCUUUAUGGGAGCAACUUAUAAUGGAAGCUUUUAAAUUGGGCAUCAAUCUGCAGACCAAUUCAUUUGUAGGAUUUGAUGAUACAAAUUCAGAACAUAUUGUAUAUGGAGUGACCUUGGCUGAGGUAGAAAUAGACAUUUUAACUGGGCAGUGGGAGAUUCUGCGAGUCGAUUUAAUGGAAGACGUGGGACGUAGUGUUAGUCCUUUUAUUGAUAUUGGCCAAGUUGAAGGUGCUUUUAUAAUGGGAGUAGGAUAUUGGACGACUGAAGAGCUGGUAUACGACCAAUGUACGGGAGAACUCCUAACAGAUCGAUCCUUAAACUAUCACGUCCCGCAGGGCACGGAUAUACCACAAGAUUUUCGAAUUUAUUUGAGAAAGAAAUCGUAUAACAGUGAUUUGGUUUUUGGAUCUAAAGUGGUAGGUGAGCCACCAAACUGUAUGGGUGUGGCGGUACCGAUAGCGAUGAGAGAAGCAAUCGCUUCAGCCAGAUUAGAUGGAGGAAUUCCCACCACUAAGUGGUUUCAGAUCGAUGGACCAUACACCGUUGAAAAAAUAUGCUUAGCGUGUAAGACGAACAUUGAAGAUAUGAAAUAUUUUUAACUCGAAUCCAAAACUUGGAAUUUUCAAGGUUGUAAAGUGGCAAAUAUACCUAACUAACGGACUCCCGCGACUUCGUCCGCCCUUAGGCCUCCUCCGACUCUAUCGCAAAAUCCGUUCUUAGCGGAUACGUACUAAUUAUAGACUACCUCCCUGCCAAAUUUAAUUUUUGUACGUGUUUUAGAGAUUUCAUGAUGAAUGACCUUUCGCAUUUAUAUAUUAAGAUCAUAUUAAUAUAUAAAUUUAGCAAGCACAUUUUUAUAUGUGUAUGUUAAUUUAUAUGUGAUU
Molecule: messenger RNA, 1644 nt
Organism: Bicyclus anynana (squinting bush brown)
Lineage: Eukaryota; Metazoa; Arthropoda; Insecta; Lepidoptera; Nymphalidae
Product: xanthine dehydrogenase/oxidase-like
Exons: 4
Coding region: 244-1359 (371 amino acids)
Molecular function (GO): iron ion binding; oxidoreductase activity
Source: RefSeq, a predicted model, not a curated record